UAAGUUCUUUGGCUUGAAGGGAUCUUUUAUGCUUGAACUUCAAGUUGAGUAUAAAAUAUUCUCAUGGUGAAGUCUUGCUAUGGUUUCUCCAUGGAAUUAUGCAUGUCAUGACCAACUUAUAGCUGAGCAAGACUGCAGCAUGAUAAUUACACCUAUGUUCUUUGGCUUGAAGGGUGUCUUUAUGUGUGAACUUCUAGCAAGAGACCAUUCAGACUUUAUCUGCCGCAUGAAGGAUUAUAUAUCUCGGCAAGAAUUCAUAAAUAGAACCAUAUCUUCACUUGACAACCACUUUUCUGUGACUUCUCUGGAGCUUAAAUCAUAUGACUGUCCUGAUGACACGAAAUUUAUGCCCUCCUCUAGACUGCUGGGAAAACAAGAACUGGAGGAAAGUUUUGAGUCUGAAUCUGGGAAUGUCAUACUUCAGUCACUGUAACUGCUAAAAGAUAAGAAGACCUUCGCGUGAGGUGCUACUGUAUGUCAAUGUACCUUAAUUGGUUAUUCGUCGAGGAAUAAUUUUCCCUUUUUCCAUGAGAGUAUUUUUGUUGGAUUGGGCUCCUAAUCUGGUUGUGGUUGCCUACCUCCAACUCAUUCAUGUUGC
Molecule: messenger RNA, 598 nt
Organism: Nicotiana attenuata
Lineage: Eukaryota; Viridiplantae; Streptophyta; Magnoliopsida; Solanales; Solanaceae
Exons: 2
Coding region: 80-433 (117 amino acids)
Cellular component (GO): mitochondrion
Source: RefSeq, a predicted model, not a curated record